CCAAUAGUUAGAACGAUAAUUUUAUCAAUAACCAAUAGGUAUUUAUGUUGGGCGGGAUCUUACUUUGAGUGCAAGCAAAGGGAAUAAAUCAGAAAUCAGCCGUUCAAACUAGCUAAUAUUUACGAACGGUCAUGUAGCUAAUAUUGAUGAUGGAUUAUCGAAAAUUAUUUAACGGUGGAUACGGAGACAGAAACUCUGAUCAUCACUAAACACAACAUCAGGGGCCGGCAACCUCUAUUUCCACUGUAGGUGUACGACCAGUGUACCUGUGGGGCCACCAUGUCUCUCGCUCAGAGAGUCCUCCUCACCUGGAUCUUCACCCUGGCCUUCCUCAUCAUGCUCGUCCUCAAACUCGAUGGCAAAGUCCACUGGAACUGGUUCCUCACCUUUCUACCCGUAUGGGUCUUCGACGGCAUCCUCCUCCUCAUGUUACUCGUCAAGAUGGUCGCCAGGUGUAAAGCGGGACACGACCCUCGUAACGGCUCCCAGGACCUGAAGAAGGAGGCCUGGUACCUGGCGUCCAUGCUGCUGAAGCUGGGCUUCUGUCUGACGCUGUGCGCCCGGCUGGAGAAGCUUACCCAUAUCAAGCUCACCUUUGUGUGUAUUCCUCUGUGGUGCAUGUUGCUGGGAGCCAUGGUGGAGCUGGGCUAUAACAUCUUCCCCGACAGGAGAGAGGCAUGAGAGAUGGAUUGAGGAGAAUGGAAAGGAGGAGGCUCUUCAGAGAAGGCUGGAAGGAACACACACAAACCUGAUUCUGUCGUGUGGUUAUUUCAGCUGUUUGCAAAAUCACAAACUCUCCUUCAUUUGUUAUGACAUGAAGUGUUAUCCCGUUGACCAAGCUUUGCUCUCGUGCCAACAGUACUGCUUAUCAGAGAACAGAUCAGAGACUGUGUCUUCAGGAGGUUAUAAAACAGAUGUAAUUACAGGUCAUGUAGAUGUCAGAUAAACUAAUACAAUCUAGCAAAGACAUGUCACAUUGCUCACUAAGGAUUUCCAGACAUUUUCCUUGACGUCAGCAUCUUCUGUGUUGUAAACUCUUUCAUACUUUGUGGGACGACAUGAUUGUCGUAGUGUUUGGAAGACGGAGCUCAUCCUAUGUAAAGCCAUUCAGUUUAAAUGUGAUCUACCUGUAGUGUUUGGAAGACGGGCCUCAUCCUAUGUAAAGCCAUUCAGUUUAAAUGUGAUCUACCUGUAGUGUUUGGAAGACGGGCCUCUUCCGAUGUAAAGCCAUUCAGUUUAAAUGUGAUCUACCUGUAGUGUUUGGAAGAUGGGGCUCUUCCGAUGUAAAGCCAUUCAGUUUAAAUGUGAUCUACCUGUAGUGUUUGGAAGACGGGCCUCUUCCGAUGUAAAGCCAUUCAGUUUAAAUGUGAUCUACCUGUAGUGUUUGGAAGACGGGACUCAUCCUAUGUAAAGCCAUUCAGUUUAAAUGUGAUCUACCUAUAGUGUUUGGAAGACGGGCCUCUUCCGAUGUAAAGCCAUUCAGUUUAAAUGUGAUCUACCUGUAGUGUUUGGAAGACGGGCCUCUUCCGAUGUAAAGCCAUUCAGUUUAAAUGUGAUCUACCUGUAGUGUUUGGAAGACGGGCCUCUUCCGAUGUAAAGCCAUUCAGUUUAAAUGUGAUCUACCUGUAGUGUUUGGAAGAUGGGGCUCUUCCGAUGUAAAGCCAUUCAGUUUAAAUGUGAUCUACCUGUAGUGUUACUGUUUCCUUUUAAUUUUCACCAUUUGAAUAGUUUGUUUUGACAUCAAUCUGCAUAUUAUUUAUUUUCCUUUCAGUAUUGUGUGAAUAAAUGGAUGUCACUAUUGUUCCAAACUAAAACAUGCUCUG
Molecule: messenger RNA, 1823 nt
Organism: Oncorhynchus masou masou (cherry salmon)
Lineage: Eukaryota; Metazoa; Chordata; Actinopteri; Salmoniformes; Salmonidae
Product: transmembrane protein 60-like
Exons: 2
Coding region: 280-681 (133 amino acids)
Source: RefSeq, a predicted model, not a curated record